AUGUUGCAAACAACGGUGAGUGACAGUUGCCGGUACCGCGAAACGGAUUUGCCGUUGCCGUUGCCGUUGCCGUUGCCGGCGCCGUUGGCGAUAGCUGCGGCGCCGUUGGUUUAG
Molecule: messenger RNA, 114 nt
Organism: Peronospora matthiolae
Lineage: Eukaryota; Oomycota; Peronosporomycetes; Peronosporales; Peronosporaceae
Source: the annotation of a GenBank genome assembly